UUCCAUUCCUGUCUCCGGUCGUCGCUAUCUUUAGCAUCUCGCUCACGGCGUGGUAAUACCAGACCUCGGAUCCCAGUCGAAAACAGGACGCCGACCUCGCUAACCAUCAGUCUGCGAUUCAUCUCUCUCUCUCUCCCUCUCUCUAGCCCCGAGACAAGAUGAUGAACACGACGAGCGUGACUAUCAACACCGACAGUGUGGGCGGAGACAUGGCCCCCGCCGCGCCGCCCAAGCGCAACUUUAUCCAGAAGGUGAACGACGUGAACAAGAUGGAACUGCCGAAGCUUUUGCGCUACAUGCGCUUGGGCAACGUGGGCUGCUCCAUCCUUCAGAUCAUCGCCGGAGUUGUGGGCAUCACGUCCUUCAUCACACUCAACAUCACGGGCACGCUCGUGUCCAUCUAUGUCAUCAUGUUUGGCAUUUUGUUCUUACUCUUCGAGUGUCGCCUCUCGCGCAUGGAGACGGCUAUCCGCUCCAACUUUGGCUUCCUCUACAGUUACAAGGGACGUGCUGCCUUCAUCUUCUUCAUCGGCUUUCUGGAUUUCGGUAUCGGCUCAGCACUCGCGACAAUCGCUGGCGUCCUCAUGUGCUUUAACGCCUUCAUCAAUCUGCUCGUCAUGUGCCGCCACCCGCAGUUCAAGUCAACGCUCAGUGCCGACGCAGACCCCACGGCCGGCUACACGACAAGCAGCCAAGAGGCCGCUAACUUCAUGAACAAGAACCCGGAACUUGCAGCCAAGGCGGGUCAGUACGCGUUCCAGCAGGCGGCAAACACGCGCCAUUAA
Messenger RNA from Phytophthora infestans T30-4, 785 nucleotides. RefSeq lists its product as uncharacterized. The record is from RefSeq and is a predicted model, not a curated record. The transcript has a single exon. NCBI's taxonomy places the organism in Eukaryota, Oomycota, Peronosporomycetes, Peronosporales, Peronosporaceae. Bases 159 to 785 code for a protein of 208 amino acids.